This is a messenger RNA of Owenia fusiformis, 1773 nucleotides long. NCBI's taxonomy places the organism in Eukaryota, Metazoa, Annelida, Polychaeta, Sabellida, Oweniidae. The record is from the annotation of a GenBank genome assembly.
AGUUCUAAUUGAGAACAACAAAAAAGAAGUGUUCUUCAUCACCUAUUGUAUUUUUCGGAUUACAGAAAAAUUCAUUGCUAAAUUGAAUUGUGCUCAUUACGUGCAGCAAACGCAAGGUAACAAGUAUGGAGAUGACCAGCAUGAGGGUAAUACUGCCGUUGGCGAUAUUUUGUAUAUUUUUUGCGAAUGCAAAACCCUCGUCCAAAAAACGUGAUUCGGGGGAGUCUGGCGAAGGCGAAAAAUGCAAAUAUAGUAAAGCUUUUAGAUGCUUAAAGGAUGCGCUUAUUUCUAAGAUGGAUGAAAACAAAGAAGCAGUAGAAUCUAAAAUCGAUGAUCUUGAGGAAGAGAUAAACAAAGAUUUGACAACUAUUGCGUCGGAUGUUUCCUUGCUUCAAGGCGAUGUCAGCACACUACAGGGAUCUGUUAACACAAUAGACUCUCGUACAAGUGACCUGAAGACAACUGUUGACAAUAUAGAUGUCAAUUUUGGAACAAAGUUGACAAACAUUGAAACAAACAGUGUUGCCAUUCAAGGAGGAAUCAGUACAAUAGUGAGUGACACUGCAAUAAUUAAAGGUGAUAUUGAUUUAGUAGAAGAAUCUGUAAAUACAAUAGACACUCGUACAACUGAAAUCAAGGGCAGUGUUGCUGAUGUAACGAAUGAUCUAGCAAAUGUUGACUCAAAGAUUUCAGUCAUUGAAAGCAGUGUUGGCUCAAUUGAUGAAAACACCGACGCCAUCGAAACUAAAAUCGACGACUUGCAAGAAUCCGUUGAUGAAAUAAACACGCGAACAACUGUUAUAAAAACCGACGUUGAUGAAAUAAAGGUUACUUUAGGGAAUGGAUUUGGAACAAUCAAUUCAAAUACAGCAACCAUCCAAGAAGGCAUAAAUUCAUUACAAGAAGACAUUAACAACGUUGAAGAAGCUGUGGAAACAUUAGACGAACGUUCCAUUGAAAUAAAGUCAGGUGUUGAACUUGCAAACGCAAAUGUUUUAUCGGGUACCAAUCAAAUUGAAAACGGUGUAAAUUCAGUAAAAGACAUCCUACAAAACAAUAUAGCCAGUAGUUUAACUCAAAUCAGUUCCAAAAUUGAUGGUGUAGAGAACAGCAUUUCUCCUUUAAGUACCCUUAAAAGUGAAAUCGAAAACAACGUCAAUCAGAACACGGCGGACAUAAAAUCCAAAAUUGAUAGUUUAGAAACGUCUGUUGGUAGCAGUUUAACGACAAAUACAAAUGAACUCAAGGUCCUCAUUUCUGCUGUAAAAAGUGUCGUUCAGACAAAUACUAUUAAAAUCGACGCACUGGGGCUAAUUAUGCAAAAUGUCAUAAAAGGUGUCAACGAAAUCAAGGAUAAAGUCGCUUGCUUAAAUUGCCAAUCUGGAAAUCCUCUUGACAACUACGACGUAACACCGGGAGACUGUGGUGGAGCUGACAUAGGAUCCGUAUCAAAUGAUCCACUGGAAACAUGUGCAAAGCGUUGCAAUGAAAAUGUGAUAUGUGGAGGAUUUGUGUACAAAUCUGACGUGACAGAGUGCUACCUAAAGGGCGCAUUAUGUAUAACCCCAAACGAUCCAAAUAGCCUAACAAAAAAAGUGUAUGCAAAAAAGUCGAAAUAGAUGAUUACACGGUGACCAUCAGAAAGGAAGAGAUUUCUCAAGGAAGAAAAUUAAUCUAAUUCUCGCAAGAAGUGAAGAGAAAGGCACUGGUGUUACAUUUGUUUGUGUAACAGAGUAUCUUCUCAUGAAAAAUAAAUAUCAAUUUGGAUGUUUA